AUAAGAGCUACCUGAUUGUCAAACUACAUCUACGAUAACCCAUCGUCCUUGAGAAGUCCUGGGUCGAAACUUUCACAGCUUCUAACAAGAAAUAAAUCAUUUGUAAUUAGAAGAACCCACCUAACCUCCUCUGUCGUUCAGUUUUGAUCUCAGAUUAACCUCCUCCCCCUCGCUCUUUCUAUCCCCAUCAGCAUCAUGUUAUACGCAAAUAACAUGUAGCUUUAGCAGCAAAGAUGGGGAAGAGAAGCGAGAAAGUUUCGACAAGAUCGUCUCAAACUCUACCACCGUCACCCUCACAUUCUUUCUCUUCCUCUUCCUCCUCAGACUUUGAGUUCACAAUCUCUUUAUCUCCACGCAAAUCCUCAACAACUCUUUGCCCAGCUGAUGAGCUCUUCUACAAGGGCCAGCUCUUGCCUCUCCAUCUCUCUCCACGCAUCUCCAUGGUCCGUACUCUUCUCUUAGCUUCAUCAAGCACCUCUUCCUCCUCUGACACCACCACCACCGCCUCCCGUGACUCCACUGGCAGCUCCAAUGACUCUACUUCAUCCUUUACGAGUGAUAUGGUCUUGCUAGGAGAUUGUGACUCGUCAAGACCUAGUUCAGUCACCGAAGAUGAUGAGUUCAGGAGGCUUAAUAACAACCACCCUCAUUUUCAAAACGAUGUUCACUUGAGUUCACAGAUCAAUAAGAAGGGUAGCAAUAAGUACUUCUCUCUAUCAAGAUUCUCUUCUGUUUUCAAGAAAGAGAACAAGAGCCGUGAAAAUGAUAACGUACCCGGUUCUUCAGUGAAAAGAAUAAGCGUUACAGCAAAAGAGGUUAUAAGGAAGUACUUCAAGAAAGUGAAGCCAUUGUAUGAGAAACUAUCUCAGAAACAACAGCAAAAAAUGGGAGGCCAUGUGCAUUCAAUAUUGCCGACAUCAACAGCAAUUAAUACAACUGUCACUCUGUCAACGAAAUUGGAGAGAUCUAUGAAAGAUAUUGAUGAUGUGAUCUCUGGCAAGGAUGCGAGAAAGGAAAGUACUGCUAAUACUGGAGUAUUUUCUCAUUCUUUCUCGGGAAAUUUGAGGUACCCAAGAAGGAGAAGCUGCGUUUCUAGCUGUCCAUCCUCAAUGCGGUCAUCUCCUAGUCACUCUGGUGUGCUCAGUAAAAACGGGUUUAUGGGUGGUUCAGCAGCUGGUCCAACAAGUAGGAUUGCUGCAUCUGCAGGUGGUGGCAUGUGCUACGGAGACGCAUCAUCAAUGGAGGAGCUGCAGAGUGCUAUACAAGGUGCGAUUGCUCAUUGCAAGAACUCCAUGAUGCAAAACAAGACCAUGAUCAAUAAUGAAAUCUAAUGCAAGCUAGAGAUUUAAUUAACUCUUGAUCAGGAAGCUAAUUUAUUUUACUUAAUUUUAGUACUGUUAUGUGUGUUCCCUGCAUAUGGUGUACUUGUGCAACACUGAAUUUUAAUUUUGUCAGUUAAUUUGGACAUGAAAAUCGAAGUUUGUUA
Messenger RNA from Populus trichocarpa (black cottonwood), 1486 nucleotides. RefSeq names its product probable membrane-associated kinase regulator 1. The transcript has a single exon. Gene Ontology annotation, molecular function: kinase inhibitor activity. The coding region runs from base 234 to 1331 and encodes 365 amino acids. The record is from RefSeq and is a predicted model, not a curated record. Lineage: Eukaryota; Viridiplantae; Streptophyta; Magnoliopsida; Malpighiales; Salicaceae. Gene Ontology annotation, cellular component: plasma membrane.